Annulohypoxylon maeteangense is the source of this 1349-nucleotide messenger RNA. RefSeq lists its product as uncharacterized. Bases 383 to 1075 code for a protein of 230 amino acids. The record is from RefSeq and is a predicted model, not a curated record. The transcript has 2 exons. Lineage: Eukaryota; Fungi; Ascomycota; Sordariomycetes; Xylariales; Hypoxylaceae.
UAUCGGACAGUACUUCUGGAUCCAUCCAACGCGACGCUCCUGGGCUUGGCUGGUUAUCGGUUCGUUCUACGACAACAAGAACCGCGAACUAUACCGCAUCCAGAUCAUUCUCGGGUGUCGAGAUAUUACGCUCCCUGACUCGAUUGAAUCAUCAGAGCCUGACACACCUCACACAACUAUUGUUGAUAGCAACGAAAACAACGGCAACGGUAACGGUAACAGCAACGACAACGACGUUGUAGCGCAUCACACUAGCACCAACAACGAGUCAGAAGACGGGAGUGAUACUGAACAUCGAAGAGAGGCCCCUACAUACACCUCCAAUCACCAAUUCCCCUUUCCCAUCAACAAUCCCCAGCGUUUCCUAGUCUAUCCACCAAGGAUGGCAACCCAAACGUUCGGAGAGGGUUGGAACCCGCAGUUUGGUGUGGACCCAAACGCAAACCCCCGACGACUAGUCGGACCUACCUUUGCCGGCGCCUCUAACAACGCCGGCUACUUUAUGAACCGUGGCCCCUUCGCUCAACCGGCUAGCGGCACCAUUCCCGGACCCAAUAACCAAGGACCGGUAUACGUAAUCCCCCAGAACGGGUACAAUCACCCCGUCCCAAUGUUUCCUGGCCAGGAGAAUCGCUUACCAAACCCCCAUCCCGUUGUCAACAUGGAUGCACCAUCCUUGAACUUGACUAAUUCCACCGGUGGUGUUGGUUGCGAACCCGGCUACAAUUAUUUCUUCCCGCCCGAACAUACCAAGCUCCACGUAAUCAAGUCGUCAACUGCGCCCUGGCGACUUCCGGAGGGCAUGUCGAUGCACUUUGGUGCAUAUCAUGUCCCCGUAAAUACCACUUUGGCCGAGCUGCUAGUAGGGUUCGGCGCUGUUAAUCCCUGCCCAAAGAAGAACAGAAUCACUGAGGUGAUCCAGGGGGGUAACGGCAAGUGGUACAGAGGCGUUACCUUUUCGGGCGAUAAGGAGACUACGAUGAGCCAGACGCUCAGAGACAUGGGCUGGGACCGCACUCGAACUGGUCGGCCGGGAGAGAAGCCGGUGAUCUGGCUAUGGAUCACGAAGGAUUAGAAUUGGUAUGCCGGUUAUGGGCUAGUUAUGGGCUAGUAUGGUAUGCUGCGAUUAGGCAGCAAAAUACAUGGGUAUGAUUGGUCGCGCAUUGUUUUCUCGUUCGGCUUUGUUUGAUACCCUAUAGACUGCGGGGUUUCGUGCUUUGACCCAUGAUGCUCAGACAAGGGCGUAGGACUGCACAGUCUAUAGGUAGGUACCUACCUAGUUAAGAUACCCAUAGUUUUAUUUUACGCUGCAUUCCAGGUAAAUUCUAUUAAUUUAUUCGUACGUGGAA